Molecule: messenger RNA, 990 nt
Organism: Heterobasidion irregulare TC 32-1
Lineage: Eukaryota; Fungi; Basidiomycota; Agaricomycetes; Russulales; Bondarzewiaceae
Exons: 3
Coding region: 1-990 (329 amino acids)
Biological process (GO): L-histidine biosynthetic process
Cellular component (GO): cytoplasm
Molecular function (GO): histidinol-phosphatase activity
Source: RefSeq, a predicted model, not a curated record
AUGCCGCACAGCCACCACUCGCACUCUGGCCAAUUCUGCAAACAUGCCGUCGGUGCUUUGCAGGAUGUCGUUCGAGAGGCUAUCAACCAGGGCUUUGAAACAUAUGGCUUGACAGAGCAUGUACCCCGUUACAGGCCCCAGGACCUUUACCCAGAGGAGUCUGAGCUGUCCAUCGAGAGCCUCUCGGAUCAGUUUGAUGCGUAUCUUGCAGAAGCACACCGUUUAAAGUCGCUGUAUUCGUCUCAAAUCACCCUCCUUGUUGGUCUUGAGACGGAAUACAUAACUCCCGUCGACCUUGAUCAGCUAUUAAAGCUCAUAGACCGCAACCAAGGUCAAGUAGAAUAUCUCAUCGGCUCCGUACACCAUGUCAACGGCAUUCCCAUCGAUUUUGACCUCGAAACAUAUCAGCGCUGCAUCGCGACCAUCCCUCUUUCUCUCGAUAGCGAGGGUGUUGAUGAAACCAAUCUCGAGCAUAAGCGCCAAUGUGCAUUCCUGGAAAUGUACUUCGACGCCCAACACGAACUCAUGCAGCGGGUUCACCCUGAAAUCAUCGGCCACAUCGAUCUCUGCCGACUUUACUCCCCCGCACUCCGCCUUCACGACUAUACACGCGCUUGGGCAAGAUUAGAGCGAAACGUCAAAUAUGCUGUGAGCUAUGGAGCAUUGUUCGAGGCCAAUGCCGCGGCUUUCAGGAAGGGAUGGGAUGGGGCAUAUCCCGGCGAAGACGUAGUUGAGCUCAUUCGACGAUGUGGAGGUCGCUUUUCCCUUUCGGACGACAGCCAUGGUCCACAUGCUGUCGGACUGAACUAUGGACGAUUGCGAAACUACUUGCGUCGUGUCGGUGUCCACGAGUUAUGGGUGCUGGAAAGAACGGGGGUGCCCAACGCGGCGGGCAGGCCUGUGAAAGCUGUGAGAGUAGAAGGUCGCUGGUGGGAACACGUCUUCUGGGAGGGCAAGGACUCAGGUGACGAGGGGCAAGUCUACAGAUGA